GGUUCAGAAAUUCAUAGUUUCGAAAGAUAUACAUAGUUGUCUUUUUGUUUGCGUUCAGCUUGACGGUUGUACAGAACAGAGAAUUUAUAUUUGAAAAUUAAAUGUAAAAGACUCAACAGCCGCUGAAAGGUCAUCAUAGGCCUUACAGUCUGGUUACGUGAAUAUUUCGAAUAAACUGAAUCGACGAUUUUUCUAAGAACGUUGAUUCUCCUGUCAAAAGAUAUUCUCCUAUAUCUUCGUUUUGUAAGAUUUUGAAACAUGGAACAAGACACAGAAUAUAUCAAAUUACCACUAGAAGAAAGAUGUGUGCAUAAGUUAUGGAGGGCUCGUUUGCAUGGAUAUAAAGAAUGUGUAAAUACAUUCCAAUGUAUCGAUGAUGAAAAAUCUCCAGAGUGGAACAAGUUUUUAGGAUUUAUUAAAAAGUUUGUGGUAGACAGUAAUGCAGUUGCUCAAGAAAAAGGAUUGGAAGCAGCAUUAGCUUUCAUAGAAAAUGCUGCGGUAGCAGGGAAAACUGUUGGUGAAGUUAUGAGUGGAAUAGUUACUAAAUGUAUUGCUGCACCUAAAGCUAAAACAAAAGAGUUAGCAGUACAAAUAACACUGAUGUAUAUAGAAAUCGAAAAACAUGAAGCUGUUCAAGAAGAGUUAUUAAAGGGGACAGAAGCAAAAAAUCCAAAAAUUGUUGCUGCAUGUAUUUCUACUUUAACAUUGGCUUUAAGACAAUUUGGACCAAAAGUAAUUAAUAUAAAGCCUUUAAUGAAGAAGAUUCCUGGUUUUCUUGAAGAUAGAGACAAAACUGUCAGAGAUGAAGGAAAAUUCAUGGUUAUUGAAAUUUACAGAUGGAUAGGAGCUCCUUUAAAACAACAGUUGAAUACAUUAAAACCAGUACAAAUUACGGAAUUGGAGGCAGAGUUUAAUAAUUUAAAAGAAGAAAAAGUUGUUCCUACUCGAUUUUUGAAAUCGCAAAAGCCUAAGGCGAUAUGUAUUACAGAUUCUACAAGUGAUAUCGGUGAAGAGGGCAAAGAUGAUGGUGAUAGCGUUUCUGCUCCUGACAUUGAUCCUUAUGAAUUGUUGGAACCUGUUGAUAUACUUUCUAAACUUCCAAAAGAUUUUUAUGAAAAACUUGAAGCUAAAAAAUGGCAAGAACGGAAAGAAGCCUUAGAAGCAUUAGAUGCUCUCGUAAAAAAUCCUAAAUUGGAAAAUGGUGAUUAUGGAGAUGUUGUAAGAGCUUUGAAAAAGAUCAUAUCCAAAGAUACUAACGUAUUAGUGGUUGCAUUGGCUGGAAAAUGUUUGGCAGGAUUAGCAGGCGGUCUAAAAAAGAGAUUUCAACCUUAUGCAACUGCGUGUUUGUCAUCAAUUUUGGAAAAGUUUCGUGAAAAGAAACAAAACGUUGUGCAAGCACUUAGAGAAGCUGCAGAUGCUAUUUUUCUUAGUGUUUCUAUUGAUCUUAUACUAGAAGAUACACUUGCUGCAUUAGAGAACAAAAAUCCUGCAGUAAAAGCAGAAACGGCUGCUUAUUUAGCAAGAUGUUUUUCACAUACUCCACCACCAACUUUAAAUAAAAAGCUAUUAAAGGCUUAUACUGGUGUACUUUUGAAAACCUUAAAUGAACCAGAUCCAACUGUUCGAGAUAGUUCUGCAGAAGCACUUGGCACAGCUAUGAAAUUAAUUGGUGAAAAAUCUAUGAUGCCAUUUCUUACGGAUAUAGAUAAUUUGAAAAUGACUAAGAUAAAAGAAUGCGCAGACAAAGCUGUAAUUCAUGUUAAAGUUCCUAGUGCACCAAAAGUAGUAGAAAGACCAAAUACUGCUCCAAGUAAAAUUGAAUCAACAGCAAAAGCUAAAGAGCUAGAGUCGAAAACCACAAAAAGACCUAAUACUAGUACAACUAAAAAACUUCCUUCUAAGAAACCAUCUGCUUCUUUAACUAAUUUAGCUGUUUCUAAAAAGUCAUCUGGUACAAAACUUCAAAUAGAAAAAAAUUAUAGUGUUGAAGAGAUAGAAGAAAUGGCUAUUCAAAUGCUACCAGCUGAUAUCCUUAGUGGUCUUGUUGACAGCAAUUGGAAGACUCGGUUAGCUGCAGUUGAGCAACUUUUGGAGUUUGUAAAGCAAAUAGAUCCAAUGGAAAUACCUAUACAAGUGAUUGUACGAACCUUAGCAAAGAAACCAGGUUUCAAAGAUACAAAUUUCCAAGUUCUAAAAUUGAGAUUAGAGAUAGUAAAGUUUUUGGCAGAAAAUUUUCCGUUUUCAACUACUGUUUGUGAAUAUUGUGUCAUGGACAUAGCUGAAAAAUUAGGCGACGCGAAAAAUAGCGCAGUUGCCGGCGAAACUCUUUUAGUAAUAGCAGAAGCAACAAGCUUGGAAUAUGUGGCACAAGAAAUAGUAGCAUUUGCUUUUAAUCAAAAAAAUCCUAAAGUUCAACAAGAAACAUUAGCGUUAUUAUGUAGGGGUCUUAUAGAAUUUGGAUGUGUUAUCAAUGUUAAAUCCUUAAUGGAAAAUAUAAAAAAGGCAGUUGCCGCCACAAAUCCUGGUGUUCGUACUUCAGCUAUUACAUUAUUAGGUACAUUAUACUUAUUUAUGGGUAAACCACUACUUAUGUUUUUUGAGAAUGAGAAACCAGCUUUACGUCAACAAAUUGAACAAGAAUGUGAAAAGCACAAUGGUGAGUCACCACCUGUUCCAAUUCGUGGGAUAAAGAGCAAAAAGGAUAAAACAAGCGAUGAUGAUGAAGAUGUAGAAAUGGACAAAAAAUCUAGUAGUAAUAGUGAAACUGAUAUUAAUAAUCUUAUUCCACGUGCUGAUAUUAGUAAUCAAAUUACAGAAGGUCUUCUUAAUGAACUAACUGAUAAAAAUUGGAAGGUACGAAAUGAAGGCUUACAAAAAAUAAAUGCCAUUAUAUCUGAGGCAAAAUUUAUAAAAGGUUCUAUUGGUGAUUUACCACAAGGUUUGGCACUACGAUUAGUUGAUAGCAAUAGUAAAAUAGCUCAGUCAACUUUAGGGAUAUGUCAAGCUUUAGCUGUUGCAAUGGGUCCUCCAGCAAAACAACAUAUUCGAGUCCUAUUCCCCGGCUUUAUACAAUGUUUAGGUGAUAACAAAAAUUGGAUUAGAACUGCAGCUAUUUCUUGCAUAAAUACAUGGGGAGAUCAAUGUGGUUAUAAAGAAUUUUUUGAUGGUGAAAUGAUUGGAGAUGCUUUGAAAUCUGGGUCACCACUACUUAGAGCUGAGGUUUGGGGUUGGUUAGCACAAAAAUUACCAUUGAUUCCUAUAAAACAAAUACCAAAAGAAGAACUUCUUGUAUGUCUUCCGUAUUUGUACAAUAAUUUAGAGGAUCGUAAUUCCGAUGUGCGGAAAAAUGCUCAAGAAGCAGUUUUAGGAUUUAUGAUUCAUCUUUCUUAUGAAGUAAUGGCUAGAAAUACAGAAAAACUGAAACCUGGUUCACGAACAGUAGUACUUACUGCGUUAGAUAAAUCUCGACCGAAUUUGCCUAUAAAACCUCUGCCGAAAAAACAAGCACCAAAGGAAAAUCAGAAAACUGUUAAAAGUGCUGGAGCUUUGAAAGCUGCAAAAGCAGUAGUAAAACCUAAUCAAAAACAACCAACAUCAAAACCUGGUAGUGCUCGUAAAAAAGAUGAUGAUGUGGAUACAAGUCCUUUAUUGGCUACUAAUAAUUUGAAACAUCAAAGAGUGAUCGACGAACAAAAGUUAAAAGUCUUAAAAUGGAAUUUUACGACACCAAGGGAAGAAUUUGUUGAACUUUUAAAAGAACUUAUGACUGCUGCAAACGUAAAUAAAACUUUAUUAGCCAAUAUGUUUCAUUCUGAUUUUCGAUAUCAUCUUAAAGCAAUUGAGGCAUUAACCGAGGAUUUGCCCGAUAAUAGUAAAGCAUUGGUAUCGAAUUUAGACCUUAUUCUCAAGUGGUUGACGCUACGAUUUUUUGACACUAAUCCUUCAGUACUAUUAAAAGGUUUAGAGUAUUUGAGAAUGGUAUUUGAUUUAUUAAUAGAAAACCAGUAUCAUAUGUUGGAAAAUGAGGCCGCAUCGUUUAUUCCAUAUCUCAUUAUCAAAAUUGGCGAUCCAAAAGAUGCAGUGCGUAAUGGAGUUCGUGCUUUAUUUAAACAAAUAGCAUUGGUGUAUCCAGUGAGCAAAUUAUUUUCUUAUGUAAUGGAAGGCUUAAAAUCUAAAAAUGCUCGGCAGAGAACAGAAUGCUUAGAUCAACUUGGUUCUCUUAUUGAAAAUUAUGGAUUGUCAGUUUGCCAACCAUCUACAUCUGUGGCACUAAAAGAAAUUGCCAAACAAAUAGCAGAUCGUGAUAAUUCUGUUCGAAAUGCUGCUUUAAAUUGCAUUGUUCAAGCAUAUUUUCUUCAAGGGGAACGAAUAUACAAACUUAUUGGUCAGAUAUCUGAAAAAGAUCAAUCAUUAUUGGAUGAGCGUAUUAAAAGAGCUGCUAAAAAUUACCCAGUAAAAUUAGCCUCUGCCAAUAGACUUUCAACACCUUCAAAUGCAACACCUAUUCCUUCUAAUGAAGAUGUUAAAAGUUCUAAUGAAGAAUAUGAAGAAGAAAAUGAUGAAAUACCUGAAUCACCACAGCCACCUGUACCACCUCAAUCUAAUGAACUAAAUUCUCCAACUUCGGCACAACCAAAAGUUUCAGGUCCAUUUGGACUUGACAUGGAUUUUUUACAAAGAAUUGAAUUAAAUGCACCUGUAAAGUAUAGUAAUCCUGUUCUGGUAGAAAUUGAUUUAACAGAUCUAAAUGAAAAUCCCACAACAAACACAAUGAAUAUACAUAAAGUACCAGUUAUUCCUAUGUCCCCUCCAAAAUUAUUAGUAUCAAAAUCUGCAUCAAUGACGCAGCAGCAGCUGGGCACUGGUAAUACUAGCAAAGAGGAAAGUCUUGAACGUAAAAUUCUUGCAAUGGCUAGUUUAGAUUUGGCUGUUGCAAUACAAUCAAUGAACAGCAUCGAUAAUCUGAUAAAAUCUCAUCAAUUUUUGAGUUUACAAUCUAAGGAAGAUAAAUUUAUUGGUUCGAUAAAUAUGCAAUUAAAACUUUUGCAAACUUAUCCUUUACAACAAGGAGGUGCAGAUAUAUCUAAAGGUUUUAGAAAUACAUUUAUGGUUUUAUUAGCGUUUUACGAUACUGGGAUUCUUGGAAAGAACGUUCCAUUAAUACAUCUGAAAGAACUUGUGGAUCAAAUGAUCAGCUUAUUAGCAGAGAACAAACUAAAUCAUUUACACCAGGCAGAAGCAUAUUAUCGCGUUAUUAACAACAUUGUUUGUAAAAUAAUAGACAACUCAAAUCAUACUACUAUCAUAUGUGUUUUAAUAAAAUUACUUCAUGGAUGUGCUGAAUCUGCUGCUCCAUCCAAAUAUGAGGAACUAGUAAUGAAGUGUUUAUGGAAAAUAGUGAAAACAAUCCCUAAUUGGGCUGCAGAUUUAGAUUAUGACACUAUUCUUUUAGAAGUACAUCGGUUCCUUAAGGAUUAUCCAAGUGUAUGGUGGAAAAAACGAAAAUCUGAUACUCCAUUACGUACAAUAAAGACAAUUCUUCAUAGUAUGACCCGUGUAAAAGGCAGUACCAUACUCAGUCACUUAACACGAAUAAACAAUACAAAUGAAUCAGAAUUACAGAAUUAUCUUAUUAGGCUAAUUGCGACAUUUAAGCCAGAUGAAAUUAAUAGCAACCCCAAAAGUGCUCUAAAAUCCAGCGGUGCGGGAAAAACUCAAGAACAUUUGUCGAAAUUUACGCAUCAACAGUUGUCCGAAAUAUUUAAAAAGAUUGGAUCUAAAGAACAUACAAAAGAAGGUUUAAUGCAGCUUUACGAUUUUAAACUUCAAUAUCCUGAAGCGGAUGUACAACCUUUCUUGGUAAAAUCUCAUCAAUUCUUUCAAGACUUUAUAGAACAAGGAUUAAGGGAUAUUGAUCAAGCACGAAAAAAUCAAAAUCUUAUAACACAAACUAAUAAUCAGUACUCAGCAGAAAUAGCCGAAUCCGCCAGUUCGGAAGAAAAAAGCCUAAUGGAUCCAUUGCAUAGGCUCGAAAAACUUCGAGCAUCUGAAGCACAAUGUAGAACUACUAGCCAGUCAAGUCCAACAUGAAUUAACCCCUAUUAAUUCUUACUAAGGUUGCAGUGCUUAAAUAACUGGAUUAAGAACCAAUAAUACACACAAUACAAUAUGAAGUAAAUAGUACAUAGACCAGAAAGAAUAAUCGUCGUACCUAAUGUACGUAAUGUUACGCUAUUCAGUGCAACAUUAACUGUAGCAUUUAUGUCUUGAUUUUCUCAGUAACUAUAUAUGUGUUAUAAUGCUAAUUAUCAGGAGUUUAUGUGUUACAACUCUUAAAAUAAUUGCGAACAUGUUAUAGUACUCGUAUGUAUCAAUAUUUGGGAAGGAUAAUUAAGCUAUAAGAAGCUAGUAUUAUGCUCUCUUUAGACUGAUUUUACACAGAAUCGAUUUAUAUUUCGUUAUUUCUUUUAAAAUAAAUCCACUCAUUAAUGUA
Molecule: messenger RNA, 6493 nt
Organism: Bombus pyrosoma
Lineage: Eukaryota; Metazoa; Arthropoda; Insecta; Hymenoptera; Apidae
Gene: msps
Product: protein mini spindles
Exons: 31
Coding region: 259-6090 (1943 amino acids)
Biological process (GO): microtubule polymerization; establishment or maintenance of microtubule cytoskeleton polarity; centrosome duplication
Cellular component (GO): kinetochore; centrosome; spindle pole
Molecular function (GO): microtubule plus end polymerase activity; microtubule plus-end binding
Source: RefSeq, a predicted model, not a curated record